Molecule: messenger RNA, 3436 nt
Organism: Trichosurus vulpecula (common brushtail)
Lineage: Eukaryota; Metazoa; Chordata; Mammalia; Diprotodontia; Phalangeridae
Gene: ZNF185
Product: zinc finger protein 185 with LIM domain
Exons: 21
Coding region: 257-1852 (531 amino acids)
Source: RefSeq, a predicted model, not a curated record
AGUCUCACUUCGUUGGGUUGACUGGGACGAUCUGCUGCUCUCUCUGAAUUGGAUUCUACUUCAGGCAGGAAACUAUCCCAGCUGACCCCAGGGACCCAGCCCCAAGCUAGCUCUUUCUUUGGAAGGGGCCGGCAGAACCCAGAAGAUCCUGUCACCUUCGAAGUGGCAGUCAGGCCUCUGAAGCCUAGCAGAGACUGAAGAGCAUUAGCAGAACCAUUUGCUGUAUUGCUCUGACCUGUGAAUACACAACCACAGUAUGAUGCCUUUCGGAAAAACCCCCAAAGGAAAUCCUCAAUCCGAAGAAGAAGAUAGAAAAAAUGUCAUCAAACAAAUGAAAGUUCGAACCAUCAUCAAAGAUGACAGUAGCUGGAUUCACAAACCAGAUGAUACAGAAGGCCAGACCAUAGAGUUACCUCCCAGUGAGGAGCACAUUUCAGCUGUACCUCCACCCAUAACACCCCGGAAGGACAGGUCUCCAGCUCCCAAGCCUUCAUCAGGCUACAUUAUCAGGGGCGUGUUCACCAAGCUGGUUGACAGCUCAUCUCUGCCGCAGACUCAGUACCCGACUACUUUCAAAACCCCCAAAAGAUCUACGGUUUCAGAAAAACCUGUCCCUGCCAUCCUGCCUCGGUUCUCGUCCUCUAGCUACAAAGUCAGUCCCGACGACUACAACAAGAAGAUGAGUUCCCCUCAGGAUUUAGCACCUCCUUUUACGGCUAAGAGAGUUGAAGUCGUGGAGGAUGAAGGCUCUCCUGAGAGGAGUCAGACCCUGCCAUCUUUGUCAAGACAGCGUUUCAGGUUCACCAGUCCUGAUUCAAGCAGAGAGAGAGCAGGCUGCUCAGCUUGGGCUGGAAACGUGUCCAGGAAUCUGUUUUCAUCUCCCAGAGUUCAAGAGUCCAGUGGGAAGAGAGAGGAAACUUACACUCCAGUGGGCCAUGACCCCAAAAUGGAAUCCACUCGUGACCUUUCUCCAGAGACCCGUCAGAAGAGAACUUUCUUGGAGUAUAAGGAAAGAAACAUUUCCAGCACUAGAGGGGACAUUCCCAGAGAAGAAGAAGACCAAGAUCUUUAUGCUGAUGCCGACAGGUCAAGUACCUGGUCAACUGACAGUAACCAUGGCUCCAAUGGUUCACAAAAUGAUCUGGAUGAAAUAGAGAUCACCUCCAAGAAACAGUCUACCUUCAGCUAUGAUGAGGAAUAUAUCAGUAGCACUAAAGGAGGAAGCUAUGGUAACCAGCAACAUGGUGAAGGCAACGAACCUGGCCUGUCUGAUCCAGAUCCUCAACAAAGCGAUAUUCGAGAGAUGUGUCUGGUUCCACCUGUACCCAGAGAAUAUGCAAUGCCCUAUUGGAACUUGACAAGGUAUGCCUCUGCCUCCACUGAUACUGCCACUGAAAAGAGAUAUGGAAGUUCAACCAGCUCAGAUGAUCCUAUGCCAUCUGAACCCCAGAGCUCCCUCUCUGGUUAUGAGGAGAGAAGUGUUACUACCAUAGUCAGGGAGGCCAGAUGGGACAACACUGGACUUGCUGCAGCCAGGGGAGGUGCCUGCCCAGAACCAAAUAUUCACUCCAGUGACUAUCGAGCCAUGGCUCCUGCUUCUGCUAACCAGCUGCCCCUGAAGGGCAGUGGCCAAGAAUAUGGCUCCAGAAGGAUGAGUGCUGUUAUCUGCACUUACUGCUACACAGAGAUCAGAUAUGGGCCCAAAAUUACUCUGGAGCACUUGGGCAUCUGCUGCCAUGAGUGUUGCUUCAAGUGUGGGAUUUGCAAGAAGAAAAUGGGCAAUAGGCUGGACAGUGUGUACAUCCACAAGGGAAUCAUUCACUGUGACCAGUGCUAUGCAAGACACUUCUAGUUUCGAUCAGCUCAUUAAGAGUCAUCAUGAAGAUGGGGACCCAUCUUCCUAAAUCUCCAGCCCCCCUGAUUCCCCUUGUUACUAGUUCCAGUUGUUUCCUUCAUCUUUUCCCAUCUAAAUCAGUUGGAGAAAAUGUGUUUCAUGAAGAUCAUUAGUUUUAUCUAUCUAUUAGCUUUGAUUAUUUGUAUUAUCCAGUUUUUUAUUAGCUUUGAUUAUUUGUAUUAUCCAGUUUUUUAUUAGCUUUGCGGUUUUGAAUUAUCCAAUUUUAUUAUCUUCGGGAUUUUUUAUUAUCCAGCUUUUGAUUAGCUUUGAUGUUUUUGAAUUAUCCAGCUUUUUGAUUAGCUUUGAGUUUCUCCUUUAUCCAAUUUUCCAUUAGUUUUGGUUUUUUGCAUUAUCCAGCUUUUGAUUAGCUUUGAUUUUUUUUAAUUAUCCAGUUUUUUAUUAGCUUUGGGGUUUUUUAUUAUCCAGAUUUUUAUUAGCUUUGAUUUUUUGUAUUAUCCAGCUUGGUAUUAGCUUUGGGUUUUUCCUUUAUCCAGUUUUUUUUAUUGCUUUUGAUUUUUUGCUUUAUCUAGAGUAGAUAGUUUGUAGGUGCAGAAACCUAAAGAAUUCUAGUAAGUUAAAUCCCCGAGGAGGAAUAGAGGUAGCUGUGGCCCAGAGGGGUUGUGGGCUGUGGGCUGUGGGCUGUGGGCUGUGGGCUGUGGGCUGUGGCCCAGAGCCUUAUUACUACCACCUGGGCUGAGUGCUGGAGACAUCUUGUCCAGCCUGCUAGAGGAAGGGUCACCUGAAGCCAAAGAGCCCCCAUGGUCUUUGUUGCUAUUGAUGUUUCCUACUCCUCUUUAACAGAAAGACAGCCUUCGCCUGUAGUAUCAGAGCAAGCCCAACUUCUGAGCAGCAUGUAUGAAAAUACAUGCCUGGGGAGAAUUCCUCACAGUUUUGGCUGGUCAUCUCACACCAGAGGAUGACCAGCCCCCUUCACAACAGACAUCCCCUGAGCUCAGCAUAUUAUAUUUCACUGCAGUCACCUGGAAUCUUGACUUCCCUUGGGGUGAGAGUGGGUGUCCUUCAAAGAGGGUGGAAGUGGAGUGAAGAGAGGACAGGUGGGCAGGGUAGCUCAGGAUGGGGUCCCAAAUGCAACGUACCUUCUCCUCUCCCCACCUGGCCCCUUGGAGAAGAAAUAAGCAGAAUAUCCAUUUGGGGGAAUUUUUUUCAUCUACCAAGGGGUAAGGUGGUUGGGGAAGAGGGGUUAUUGCUGGAGGUCCAGGUCUGUGCUCACCAGGAGACUUGCAGUUACCCUAGAGGGAAGUUUCAGAAGCGGCAGUCCACGUAGGCCAAGGAGCAGGGAGUGUUGGUGUCUGUUCUCUUCAAACAGGCUCAGAAAGUGGGCAAGCCUUGGCCAGGUUGGGGACAUUGCAGUUUGGCUUUUCCAUUACCAUUUCAGUUUUCAAGGCUGAUUAUACCUGUUUCACUCUCACCUGGGGACCCUCAUUUAUUAUGCUUGUUGCUUAUUAUAUUUACUGUUUGUUCGACUUGGAAUUCCACCCCCCUUCUUUAUCACAAUUCUAAUAAAUAUUUAGGUUUCAGGUU